Molecule: messenger RNA, 2481 nt
Organism: Ictalurus punctatus (channel catfish)
Lineage: Eukaryota; Metazoa; Chordata; Actinopteri; Siluriformes; Ictaluridae
Gene: mpp7b
Product: MAGUK p55 scaffold protein 7b
Exons: 13
Coding region: 48-1451 (467 amino acids)
Biological process (GO): protein localization to adherens junction
Cellular component (GO): plasma membrane; cell-cell junction
Molecular function (GO): protein binding
Source: RefSeq, a predicted model, not a curated record
UGGAGGAACUUCAUACUUUAGAGGCCAGACCGGAGAUUGCGGAGUUGAUGCACGUGCUAUCGAAACCCCACGUUCGGGACCUUCUGUCAGUGCACGAUACCGUAGCCCAGAAAGAGUACGAGCCCAAACUUCCAUCGCUGGCAGCUGAGGAUCAUGAAGAUGAAGAAGACUCAGUCAGGAUUAUUCAGCUCAUGAAAAGCAAAGAACCCCUGGGAGCCACCAUUAAACGGGACGAGUCGACCGGUGCAAUCGUCGUUGCUCGCAUAAUGAGAGGAGGAGCCGCAGACAGAAGCGGUCUUAUCCGUGAAGGUGAUGAACUCAGGGAGGUCAACGGAGUCCCAAUGGAAAACAAGAACCCCGAGGAGAUCAUCCCCAUACUGGCGCAGUCAGAUGGGGCCGUAACCUUCAAAGUGAUCCCAGGCACCAAAGACGAGCUGGAAGCCGAUGACACCGAGGUCUUCGUCAGGGCGCUGUUUGACUACCAUCCGAAAGAGGACCCCGCUAUUCCGUGUAAAGACGCGGGGCUGGAGUUUGGGAGGGGGGACGUGCUGCAGAUCGUGAGUCGGGAAAAUGAUACUUGGUGGCAGGCGAGACGGAUCUGUGAUACCAACCUUCGAGCUGGACUGAUCCCGUCCAGGCAGCUUCAGGAGAGGAGAGUGGCUUUACAGAGGCCCGAGGUGCUGUUUCAGACGUCCAGAGCGCUGAAGAUGAAGAACGCUGAAGAUGCAGAUUAUAUGGCCAUACAUGGAAUACAUAUAGCUGGAUUGAGGAGAAGUUUCCGGCUGAGUAAGAAGGACCGCAGGAGUCGAGAAACGCGAGCAAAAUGGAAGAAGUGCGAAGCCGGCGGAGAGAACCACAUUUCCAGCUACCAGGAGGUGGUGCCUUAUGUCAGAGAGCCAGGAGCACCGUACCGCCUCGUGCUACUGGUCGACACGACCCGUGAGCGCAGAAAACACGAGCGGGAAGGCGUGGACUACCGUUUCGUCUCCAGACGUGCCUUUGAAAACGAUAUCCUCAACCACGAGUUUAUAGAGUACGGAGGACACGGCGGGAAUUACUACGGCACCAGCCUGGAUUCGGUCCGCAAGGUUCUAGCGGAGCGCAAGGUGUGCUUGCUGGAUGUGGAGCCCCAUGCUGUAAAGUUGUUGUACACAACAGAAUUCAAACCGUAUGUUACGUUCGUCAAGCCUCCAGCGAUAGAACAGCUGAGGCUCAGCCGGAGAAAAGCGAAAAUCCUGGCCAGCUGUGAUGAACCGGCGCCAACGCGGACGUUUAUGGAGGCAGACUUUGAGGACAUGAUCAACGCCGCGCAGGAGAUGGAGGACAAAUAUGGCUACUUAUUCGAGAGGAUCAUCAUCAACGACGAUCUGGCCAUGGUGUUCACUGAAAUAAGAGCUGGACUGAAGAAGCUUGAAAAGGAAAGGAAUUGGAUCCCCAAAAUGUGGGUUUAAAAACGGUGAAGUGUCACGCAUAAGCUGUUUGGUUUUCGCCAGUAUUAACCAGACGUGGAAAAAGAACGUAAGAUCAGUAACGUUUGUUACUAAUCAGUUACUCGUUUGAGAAGAGAAUCAUCAGUGAUGAUCCAGACCCAGGGAUUUAAUGAAAAUCCCAACUAAAGGACACAAACUGGAUCUCGAAAUGGUUUAAACUGCGUAGUUAUAGGAAAAUAAAUCAACAACGUGAUAGCGUCCGGACGUGGAGUCGCCGUUAUCCGCCUGAAGUUAAUUCUUUUCCUUCAACUUCACUUCCUGACCUGUUUUAUUCCUCUUAAAUGUAUCCCUUUAUUAAAGAGAAUUAAACAUGUUUAUAUCUGAUUUUUUUUGGAGUAUGUAUUUCGAGUAAAUCCAUCCACAACUGUAAUUCUUUUCUAGACGAUAGAACUUUUACAUGCUUACUAUGUGGUAAAAGCAGUAAUUGUAAUUGUAAUCUCAACGAUUUUGUGUUAUUUUUGACUAUAUGAUACUUUCCACCAUGGCACGUUGUUGCCAUACGGCAACAGUUUACCAACAACUCCCCCUCAACAACAUGAGUAUUACUCGAACUAAUAAAAAUCCAUUAAAUAAAAACAUUUUUUAUGUAAAAUGUAAUCAUUCUCGCACUAAAGGAUGAAAAAAAAAAAAAAAAAAAAAAAAAAACCCUGACAUGUCAUUUUUUAUCCAUUUAUAGUUACAGUUAUUGCUGUGGAAUGUCCUGUAGAAAAUCCCCGUGUCGGAAAACUUCAUCUCUGAUUGUUACAAAGCUCCGACGCUGAAGAUUCCUUCCAUUAAUAUUUAAUAAAUAAAAAAAAAUUGAGCGUAUCUGUAAUUACAUCGACUGAUUGUUGUUGUUUUUUUCCAUCCGUUUAUGGGCGUUCGCCGUACAAGUCCCUGCGAAUGCGCCGUUACUAUAGAAACGAUGACAUAUUAGAACGAGCGCGUUCAUUUCUACCUGUGGAUUGCAGCUGCACUACUGUCAGAGCUGCUCUCAGAGAAAAUGAAUCAA